Molecule: messenger RNA, 250 nt
Organism: Ilyonectria robusta
Lineage: Eukaryota; Fungi; Ascomycota; Sordariomycetes; Hypocreales; Nectriaceae
Exons: 1
Coding region: 82-246 (54 amino acids)
Source: RefSeq, a predicted model, not a curated record
CCAGCUGUAACAUCACCAACAGCCUGCUAGGGACGUGCGUGCUUCGCGGUGGGAGCCGAGCAGGCCAGGCAGACUGCCAGAAUGCCGGAAUACCAUGGCUACCAAGAUGGUCAGAGGUGGACAAUCCGGUGGGUAUUUGGGGGGCAGUAUCCUGCGGCCUCGAUGGUGGCCAAUUCGAAAAAAGAUGUUUCUCACAGGCUUUCUUCUUUCUUUCGUCUGGGUUUCCAAGGCCAGAAGACGCGAUAGAUGG